Anopheles bellator is the source of this 1350-nucleotide messenger RNA. It is a transcript of the gene Arl1, whose product is annotated as ADP-ribosylation factor-like protein 1. The transcript is spliced from 4 exons. Gene Ontology annotation, molecular function: GTP binding; GTPase activity. Gene Ontology annotation, cellular component: cytoplasm; Golgi apparatus. NCBI's taxonomy places the organism in Eukaryota, Metazoa, Arthropoda, Insecta, Diptera, Culicidae. The record is from RefSeq and is a predicted model, not a curated record. The coding region runs from base 240 to 782 and encodes 180 amino acids. Gene Ontology annotation, biological process: intracellular protein transport; vesicle-mediated transport.
CAAAAUUUUGUCUGACUCGUCGCGAUUACUGUGUCUCGGAUUUGUUGUCCAGGUUGCCCGAAACCCCAAAGCCAACUAACUAAGAGACCGAACGAAUGUCCGAAAUUGAGCCUCCGGACUGUGCAGUUCUGUGAAGCGCUCGGUUGAAACAGGGAUCCCACUCCGCUCUUCAGUAGGUCUGGUUCUGGGAGUGUUGAUAGCGUUGCACAAAACAGGAAAACACAGCACCGCCGUGUAAAAUGGGGGGACUGUUCAGCUACUUUCGAGGACUGCUAGGCAGUCGGGAAAUGCGGAUACUAAUUCUCGGUCUAGAUGGUGCUGGCAAGACCACAAUCCUGUACCGGCUGCAGGUGGGCGAGGUGGUGACCACAAUACCGACGAUCGGCUUCAACGUGGAGCAGGUGACAUACAAAAAUUUGAAAUUUCAAGUGUGGGACCUCGGCGGACAGACCAGCAUACGACCAUACUGGCGUUGUUAUUACAGCAAUACAGACGCCAUCAUAUACGUAGUUGAUUCCGCAGACAAGGAUAGGAUAGGCAUAUCGAAAGACGAGCUCCUGUACAUGCUCAGGGAGGAUGAACUGGCCGGUGCAAUACUGGUGGUGUUGGCGAACAAGCAAGAUAUGGAAGGCUGCAUGAGUGUGGCCGAGGUGCACCAGGCGCUCGGGUUGGAAGCGCUGAAAAACCGAACGUUCCAAAUAUUCAAAACCUCCGCCACCAAAGGGGAAGGGCUGGAACAGGCAAUGGACUGGCUGUCGAAUGCGUUACAGGCGCGAAAAUAGCGCGACCAGUAAGGGAGGCUCUUUCAUCCUCAGGAUCCCCUUGGAUACCUGGCUCACCCGCUUCGGGCCAGGCCGUGGAUUCCAUCGCUCCGUGUCGGGGCGACUCAUUGUAGAUUAUCGAUUAUGGAACGACCACCCCUUUCGGCGGAGAGAUCGGAACGAAGCUUCUGCUUGGUUCCGUUCGGCACCGUCACGAUUCCAUUUACCAUCUCGCCAGUCCCGCGUCUACCGGAACCGGGGGUGUCCACGUCCACGGGAAUUAGCUUUCUCUUUUUGCCUAAUAUUGUGUUACUUUUUUGUUACUUGAGUCGAACGGAAACCCAUACACGGGACGGUAGCUUUCCGCUUCUGCUUCUGCUUCGGCCCGGCAGUGUCCCAGCCGUAAAGUUGUCGUAAGAACUCGUGAGUGGAAAGUUCGGGUGCAGCAGACAAACACAAGAGCGAAUAAAUGCGUUCGGCAUCGUUUGACAGGACACGACCCUUGUGCGUGUUAAAGUGAAAAGCAUUAAUUUUAUAAAGAAAGUAAAAAUUAUGUACCAUUAAAUAUAAAUAUUAUACACACGGAUUA